Lindgomyces ingoldianus is the source of this 1913-nucleotide messenger RNA. Its product is annotated as vacuolar protein sorting-associated protein-like protein VPS4. Lineage: Eukaryota; Fungi; Ascomycota; Dothideomycetes; Pleosporales; Lindgomycetaceae. The record is from RefSeq and is a predicted model, not a curated record. Bases 256 to 1572 code for a protein of 438 amino acids. Gene Ontology annotation, molecular function: ATP hydrolysis activity; ATP binding. Gene Ontology annotation, biological process: vacuole organization; endosomal transport. The transcript is spliced from 6 exons.
UUACAACAACGCCUUCACUGGACUCGCGACCUCUUCAUAUUGUUGUCCGGCGCCAUCUACCGUCCAAGCCCCCAUAAACACAAACACCAUUCGCCAUUCGUGAUCAACGUCCAACCUAGACGUGCCCCGCGCUAGUUUCCCCAUAACACUACCGCCUGUACACUAUUCCACCAUUGGCCUCUCUUCAACAGUACUCCUACGCCUCCCUAGACACGCCCUCUGGAAUAUCUGUUAGUUCUUGGGAAGGCAUAAGAGAUGAGCAACGCGGACUUCUUGGGCCGCGCCAUUGAGACGGUCAAGAAGGCCAUCGAGACUGACACUGCUGGGGAAUAUGAGAAGGCAUAUCAGCUAUACUACAGUGCUCUUGAGCUAUUCAUGCUCGCCCUAAAAUGGGAGAAGAACCAGAAAUCGAAGGAGAUGAUUCGGGGCAAAGUGGCUGAGUACAUGGAACGCGCCGAGAAGCUCAAGUCGCACCUAAACCAAAACGACCCCUCGAACCGCAAGAAGCCCUCGGCCAUGGGCGCAAACGGAAAAGCUUCUGGGGGAAGCGGGAAGGGAAAGGGCGACGAUGACGACGAUGAGCAGGACCCCGACGCCAAGAAACUCCGCGGUGCGCUCGCCGGUGCAAUCCUCUCCGAGAAACCGAACAUUCGGUGGGAAGAUGUUGCGGGUUUGGAUCAGGCGAAGGAGGCACUGAAGGAGGCUGUCAUAUUACCCAUCAAGUUCCCACAUCUCUUCACUGGCAAAAGGCAGCCGUGGAAGGGCAUAUUAUUGUACGGGCCACCUGGUACAGGUAAGAGUUACCUGGCAAAAGCGGUGGCAACAGAGGCGAACAGCACCUUCUUCAGUGUGUCGAGCUCGGAUCUAGUCAGCAAAUGGAUGGGAGAGUCAGAAAGAUUGGUGAAGCAGCUCUUCGGAAUGGCCCGCGAAAACAAGCCCUCUAUCAUCUUCAUCGACGAAAUCGACGCUCUCUGCGGGCCCCGCGGCGAAGGCGAAUCCGAAGCCUCACGACGCAUCAAAACUGAAUUGCUCGUACAAAUGGACGGCGUCGGCAAGGACUCGAAAGGCGUGCUCAUCCUCGGCGCAACCAACAUCCCCUGGCAACUUGACGCUGCCAUUCGCCGACGCUUCCAGCGGAGAGUACACAUCAGCUUACCCGAUUUCCCGGCGCGCAUGAAGAUGUUUGAGUUGGCGGUGGGUAACACGCCCUGUGAGUUGACGCAGACGGACUAUAAGAAGCUGGGCGAAUUGAGUGAGGGUUAUUCGGGGAGUGAUAUCAGUAUUGCGGUGCAGGAUGCGCUGAUGCAGCCUGUGAGGUUGAUUCAGACAGCUACACAUUACAAGCCCAUCACCACAGAAGACGGCCAACACAAAUGGACACCCUGCUCCCCCGGUGACCCUCAAGCCAAAGAAAUGUCCUGGACAGACCUCGACGGUGACCAGCUAGCAGAACCACCUCUCCGCGUUAAGGACUUUGUCAAAGCGAUAAAAGCAUCGAGACCAACCGUCAGCAAAGCCGAUCUCGAUAGGAACGCGGAGUGGACCGCAGAGUUUGGCAGUGAGGGGGCUUAGCGUGUGUAUAUUGCGCUGCAUCAUUGGAGUAAAUAUAGGAAACUGAAGGUUAGAGAGACGGAGAGGGGUGGAUAGGGGAAUGUGAUUUUCGAUUUAUCUUGUCUGUCCGGCAUCAUAGCGGUCCCUGUGUUGUUUUGAGCGGGAAACGGCGUCUUGGCGAGAUAUCGAUCAAUCGAGUGGGAGGCAGAUUGGGGCAUUGGAAUUUACCGGGCCCGGUAAAACAAAUGCAGAUACUACUUCCUUAUGUCUCGGGCGACCUGCCGAUGACAAACCACCAAACAAACAUUCCUAGAUAGGCAAGAGAUAACUACUUCCACCGAUCACCGAUAGUUUCUCAUCUG